GCAGUCUUAGGGAGGCUGGAAGCCCGGGGUCGCGUCACGUGGUUUUGCGACGGCGUCCUCGUCUCGCGCUCCUUCGUCCUCUCCGCCGCCCACUGCGCCGCCAACAGCCCCGUAGACGUGGUUCGAGUCGGCGCCCAUGAUCUCAGGCAGCGCGGGGCAGCCCAAGAUGACCUGCCUGUCGAAAAGGUGAUCCUCCACCCAGGAUACGCCUUCCCAAGCUCUUCCCACGACCUGGUUCUGCUGAGACUAUAUAGGCCUGUUCGCCUCGGUCCCCACGUUACCCCCGCGUGUCUUCCCUGGACUGCCCACGACGCGCCAAACCUCAACGGGAGGAGGCUUAUUUUGGCCGGGUGGGGAGCCAUGGAGUACGACGGAGAGACGAGUAACGUGCUGAGAGAAGUGACCGUCGAAGUCUUCCCGCCGAGCAAGUGUGCUUCCGCCUAUGCGUCCGUCGCCCACUACGACAGGCGAUUUCCUGAGGGCAUUAAUGAAGAUUUUCUGUGCGCGGGGGACGUCCGCGGCGGCAAAGAUGCGUGUCAUGGAGACUCCGGCGCCCCCGUCGUGUACAACCACUACGGGGUCUACAUGGCGGCCGGGGUGGUGAGCGCGGGCUACGGCUGCGGUCUGGCGGACUUCCCCGGCCUCUACACCGCCAUUCGUCCGCGCUUGAAGUGGAUCCGGGAAACGGCCUUCUCGGAUUAUCCGUGAUUCUCUUUUCUUUCGCUUCUUCUUUUUCCUGAACUUUCUUUUUUUCUUUUUAUCUGUUUAAUUGUUAUUUUAUGUAUUGUGAUAGCCGGAGGUGGUGUAUUCGAGAAACGAACAAUUCAUGUGUUGUUAUUUUGUAAAAGUUUUAAUUUGUUUUGCCUUUUACGCAUAUUUGUGUUUUCCUUUUUAUAGCUACCUUGUACAAAUAUACGUUUCGUAUUUUAUAAGACCUAAAACUUUGACUAUAUCAUUGUUGAUACUUUUUUUUUUAUUGAAUCAGGCCUUGGGGUGUAGAAAUGAAUCUACUAACCAAAUAUCUCCUGAUGGCUGAUUUAAACAGUGUUUUUUGUAUGAUGAAUGAAGAGAUUGAAAGCGAUUCGAAAAAAAGUGAAAAGUGGAGAGGAAAAUCAAAUAAACUGUUUACAUUUCAACUGUAUAAAUAAUAUCAGUUUAAUGUACCUUCAGGUUAACAUCGAUAUAGUUUAUAUCUUAAUGUGUCUUUUAAUUAAUUCAUUUUGGGAGUGAUUUUGUCAUUAAUCUGCACUUGGAGUUACUAUAAACAGUGAAAAAUCUUACAAUAUACAUAUGUUAUAGAAGAGAAACGAAAAGAACAAACAAUGCAGUGUUAUUUGUACUAAUAAGUUUUUUUUUAUAAUUUAAGAAUCACUCAUUAAGAGUAUCAUCAUUAAUAAGAUUAUCAUAAUCAUGUUCAUUACCUAUGCUAUUGGACCUACUGUUCUUAUUUCAAUUUUUAUUCAUGGUUUUCAUUACGACUUUCAUCACUGCUCACUUUAUCAAAACUCGACACUAUUAUUAUUAUCAUCAUCGUUCAUUCCACCCAUUUUAACUUCACAUUUUUUCAUCAGACAGGCAAGCAUGGCAGCUACACUUUAUUCUUUGUACGUUAAGACUUUUUUUUCCUAUUUGCAUCAUCUCUAUAUAACGGAGUGUUAAUGCUGUGAAUAAUGACUUUGAGACGUGCCUUACGCUUAUAAGGUUAACAUGAUAAAAUAACGGUGGUGUUUAGGCCACAUCUAAUACAGCCAUUGUCAACUAUUUCGGCCUUGACAUAAAAGAAAUUGAUAAGUUUCUGUCCAAAGAAUUGGAGUCAUUUGCGGGAACUUAUGCAACUGUCCCUUACCAACUACUGGGAUACAAAUACAGUCAUUGGAAAGGUGAGAAAGCCAAGGAAAAUAAAUCUGUUCCUGCUAUUUUGUAUGUCAAUACAUCCACAUUAUGAUACUAGGACUACUACGACUCGAUGUUGAUCUCCCUACCCUAUGACGGACCCAACACAAGAUGCAUACACCUGUGUAAAUCUAGGGUGCAUUCCGCCAUACUUGAUUUACUUUCGUAGAACUGAAAACUGGGAUGAGCGAUAACUCUAUCUAGGACCUCACCAAUGUAGCUGCUUUCUUUAGUCUUAUAUCAUCGGUAGCAUGAACUGCUAUUUUCUACCUGGCAUCUUACUUUCAUUGUAUUUAUUUAUUUAUUCAUUUAUUUUUGUUUGUGUCAUUUCCCUUCCAAGCGCCAAAUGGGUCAUAAGUUAGUUUUGUUGUUUAUUGAGCUGAUUCUUCUGGAACCUUGUGUUACAUAUUUUAUUCUUUAGGUAGUUUGGUAUUCCUAAGGUGCAGGGAAAGUUUUAUUGUUGCCAUUGGUUUACAUUUGUCCUAUGCCACACAGGUUCAAUUCUCUGAUGGCGAUUGCUUGGUACUGGUGCCCUGUCUAAGGUUUUCCUGAGUGGAGACCAAGUCUACGAAGAAUUUCGCACUUACACAUACGUCGUCCGGUUAUUGGUGAUAUGGAGAGAUGUUCAAGUGGACAUUGUCCCAGUACAAUGCUUAAGAGUAAAAGCAAAUAAAUGAAUUAUGUUCAUUUCUUCACUAUCACAGACGAAUGUUUACUGCAGACACCUGUGUGUGGGAUUUCUAAAUUUAUAAGUGGUGAUCAUGUCAAUAGAACCACUUAGUCAAUUCCAUAUUACUAUUUCGAUAUCCAUAGACGAGCUAAUAAUAAUUAAUGCUUUAGAGAAAUAAAUGAGCUAAACAGUUUUUGUUACAUAUUUCUAGUUGUGCAACAAAAAAGUUUCCUUCGUUUUCUAGCUGGUUAAUGCUCAACUUCAUAGUUUCUCAUAGAUUCUAGAUUGCAGUAAAAGUAUUUGUUUGUUUUAAUGUUAUGGUAUUUCUACUGAUAUCUUUGAAACACAGCUUUCUCAUAUUAUGAAUAAAGGCUAAUAGUU
This is a messenger RNA of Penaeus vannamei (Pacific white shrimp), 2944 nucleotides long. Lineage: Eukaryota; Metazoa; Arthropoda; Malacostraca; Decapoda; Penaeidae. The record is from RefSeq and is a predicted model, not a curated record.